UGUCCGCCAUGUUCGUUCCUUCCGCAGCGCCCGGCGGCGGUGGCGCAGCCCGGGACCGGCACCGGCGGCAGGAGCGGCCGCAGCCCCAGCUCCUUCCCGCGGGCAGGGAUCGGCCUCCCCAGCGCGCCCGGGAGCGGCGGCAGUUCCCUUCCCGCGGUCUGUAGCCGAGUCAGGUCUAGGAAAACAGGAGGAUCUUUUCCCGUAACAAUGGCAGCAAAAUCAUCACUCCUUAAAGUAAUACUGCUAGGAGAUGGUGGAGUUGGGAAGAGUUCCCUCAUGAACAGAUAUGUCACCAACAAGUUCGAUGCACAGCUGUUUCAUACAAUAGGUGUGGAAUUCUUAAAUAAAGAGUUGGAAGUCGAUGGACAUUUUGUUACAAUGCAGAUAUGGGACACAGCAGGUCAGGAACGGUUUCGGAGCUUGCGGACUCCUUUCUAUAGAGGUUCUGACUGUUGCCUGCUAACCUUCAGUGUGGAUGACUCUCAAAGCUUCCAAAACUUAAGCAACUGGAAGAAAGAAUUCAUUUAUUAUGCAGAUGUCAAGGAGCCUGAAAGUUUUCCAUUUGUGAUACUGGGUAACAAAGUUGAUAUCGAUGAAAGGCAAGUGUCUACAGAAGAAGCCCAAGACUGGUGCAGGAAUAAUGGCAACCAUCCCUAUUUUGAAACCAGUGCAAAAGAUGCCACUAACGUUGCAGCAGCCUUUGAAGAAGCUGUUAGAAGAGUUCUAGCCUCUGAAGAUAGAUCAGAUCACUUUAUUCAAACAGAUACAGUAAACCUUAAUCGGAAACCGAAGCCCAGCUCAUCUUGUUGUUGACUUAAAUUUCGUUUUGCCAAAUUACUGUUGACUAGCUUGCUCUAUAAAAGAAUGGAGAAGGUGUAGUAGAUAGAAUAACAAAUGGGUUUCACUCUAAUAUUAAAAUGGUAAUAUUCUGCUGCUUUCAUGGGGGAAAAAAAGAAAAAUCUCCAUUCAUGAGUGACCUAAUUGAAUUAGUGAUGCUUUCUGUUCAGGAAGACAUCAAGGAAGAAAAUAAUAUAAGAAUGUAAUUUGCCAACUUUAUUCAAAUGAUAAAUACUUUGAAUAUAAUUAAAACUUGAAGGUUCUAGAAGCACUACUUUGGAGAAGCUGUUCUGGAAUUCAGGCACAAAGAUACUUUUAUAUGUGUAUAUUUUUAUGAAAUCGGCAUUCCACUUUUGUUUUGUUAGAUAUCAGUUUCUUAACAAUGCUAGAUAUUAAACUUCAGUCUCACUACAUUCCUUUUGCUGUGAGUGGUACUUAAUCUCUAAUGUGGUUAUUGUAAGUUAAUAUAAAUUACACCCACGUCUUCUAAUUGCCUAAUGUUGCUGUAAAUUGUGUAGGUUUGUAAAUAGGAAGUGAAUUUCCUACGUAUUUAAUGUCCAUUUUUCCCCAAAUACUAUUUUAAUGCUGCACUAAUUUUUUCAGUGAUUUAAUGCAAAAUACUGAUCAUUUUUAAAAUUAA
Molecule: messenger RNA, 1477 nt
Organism: Vidua macroura (Pin-tailed whydah)
Lineage: Eukaryota; Metazoa; Chordata; Aves; Passeriformes; Viduidae
Gene: RAB9A
Product: RAB9A, member RAS oncogene family
Exons: 2
Coding region: 208-813 (201 amino acids)
Biological process (GO): Rab protein signal transduction; retrograde transport, endosome to Golgi
Cellular component (GO): lysosome; phagocytic vesicle; late endosome
Molecular function (GO): GTP binding; GTPase activity
Source: RefSeq, a predicted model, not a curated record